AUGGCUGCACAGGCUAUUCGGCACCUUUUGCUCGUCUCGACGAGAUGGAUUGUUCAAGUAGGUAUUCGUGCUCUGGGCUGUGACAAACAGAAGAUUAACUCUACUUCAACCCACAUUGCCAGCCAAUCCGGAGCUUCUGCGUUGGCAGAGGACUUGAUAUCGAUUUCAAUGUCUUCGGAAUACGCGACUUCCAUAAGUCAAGCCUCUACUUCGACCCCCGUCACCAGCCAAUCCGGAACUUCCACGUCGUUGUCUAUUUCUCGAGUUUCUGUCGCAGCUAUCCUUGAAAUAGUCGCAUCACCUCUUGGCGCCUACAAUGUUGACUCCGCUGCGGUCUCCGUGUCUGGCCUAUCUAGCGGCGGCUUCAUGUCCGCACAGCUCGGCGUGGCAUAUUCGAACGUCUUUCAGGUCGACUUCGGUGUUUUUGCGGGCGGGCCUUUUGAUUGUGCUCGUAAUCAGGCUUAUACAACCUGCAUGUACAAUCAAAGUCCCUCUAUCACAACACCGACUGCAAACAUGAAGUCAUGGAGCGGCAAUGAGAUUGCCACGACGAGCAACCUGGCAAAUCGCAAGAUCUACCUCUGGGAAGGGUCCGCAGACACCACUGUGGGCCCUAACGUGAUGAAUGCGUUGCAUAGCCAGCUCAGCAAUUUCGACACUUCGGCUGAUGUGUCGUACGUGACGACAAGCGGUGCUGUGCACACUUUCCCCACUGACUUCGACGGCUCAGGCGACAACUCUUGCAGUAUGUCUACUUCGCCCUAUAUCAGUAACUGCAACUACGAUGGUGCUGGAGCGGGUUUACAGUGGAUUUAUGGCUCUUUGAAUACUAGGAACACCGGUACCCUCACCGGGAGCGUUGUUUCUUUUGCCCAAACGGGCGAAUACGUGCCGCUGGCAUGGACACGACCGGUUAUCUUUACGUUCCAGUGGCUCCACGGCCUGCAAGCUAAUACAGGUUACAACAUAUGGGCAGAUACUAAUAAUAUCAUCAUUCUAUACCCUCAAGCAAUCCCGGACAACACUAUGCACAGCAUCUGGGGAGGUAGUGAGCUAAGCAACCCGAAUGGCUGCUGGGAUUGGGUGGGUUGGUAUGGGGCCAAUGCUGACCAGAUAGGAGGCGUUCAAAUGGUGGCCAUUGCCAACCAGGUGGCUCAAGUCAUGAGCGGUAACACCGGCGGGGGUACCUCUCCCGGAGGGGGAGUACUACCACGUUGA
This is a messenger RNA of Penicillium maclennaniae, 1218 nucleotides long. RefSeq lists its product as uncharacterized. The transcript has 6 exons. The record is from RefSeq and is a predicted model, not a curated record. The coding region runs from base 1 to 1218 and encodes 405 amino acids. Gene Ontology annotation, cellular component: extracellular region. Gene Ontology annotation, molecular function: hydrolase activity. Lineage: Eukaryota; Fungi; Ascomycota; Eurotiomycetes; Eurotiales; Aspergillaceae.